Drosophila grimshawi is the source of this 1721-nucleotide messenger RNA. It is a transcript of the gene cu, whose product is annotated as nocturnin. Gene Ontology annotation, molecular function: 3'-5'-RNA exonuclease activity. The record is from RefSeq and is a predicted model, not a curated record. Lineage: Eukaryota; Metazoa; Arthropoda; Insecta; Diptera; Drosophilidae.
CGUCUGUCUGGCUGGCUGAUCUCUAAUAAAACGCCGCAUUUCAGUUGCCAUUCAGUUUCGCAAAUGUCGCUUACAAGCGCACUUCGCACAUUUUUCGGCAAAACCCACAAUCAAAGCAAAACUUACCCGAACCCAAUACCAAUUUCCGAUCGACUGCUACAACAACAACAACAACAACGGCAAUUACCCGCUUUUGAUCCUGCCAGCCAGAAUAUGGAGCAAGCGAUGCAAUUGAAACGCGCCAAUAAGCCGCCCUGCAAGAACGAUCGCAAGGCCUACCUGCAAAGGGUGAUGCUGACCAGGAUGGGCUCGUUUAACUCGGCACCCAAGAUCAACAAUGUGGACUCACAGGACGAUGGCCUGGAGCUGCCCAAGGGAUUGAGCACUGCCGCACUGCUGGAGCAUGUGCACCAACUGCGGGGCGGAGGCAUCGAGCAGCCCGCACUCCUCACCCGAUGCUUCCUAAAGCCAUCUCCACUUAGCGAGGAUGUCACCGAUGGUCUACGCUGUCUCAAACUCAAUUCAGUCUCACGUGUUUGCAGUGCUCCCGUUCAGAAUGAUGGUGCCCAGCAAAUACGGUUACUGCAGUGGAACAUUCUCUCGCAAACUCUCGGCCAGCACAACGAUGGCUUUGUGCGUUGCCCCGACGAGGCUUUGACUUGGGAGCAUCGCAAGUAUCUGAUCGUGCAGGGGAUACUGCAGAGCCAGCCGGAUGUUGUUUGUCUGCAAGAGGUGGAUCACUUCAAGUUUCUACAAGCUGUGCUGGGCACCCAGAACUAUGACGGCAUCUUUUUCCCCAAGCCAGACUCCCCCUGUCUGUACAUAGAGCAGAACAAUGGUCCCGAUGGCUGUGCCAUAUUCUACAAGCGCGACAAAUUGCAGCUGAUCGGCUAUGAUACACGCAUCCUGGAGGUGUGGCGUGUCCAGAGCAAUCAGGUGGCCAUCGCCGCUCGACUACAGCUGAAGGAUACUGGGAAGGAGUUCUGCGUCUGCACCACGCAUUUGAAGGCUCGUCAUGGCGCUCUGCUGGCCAAGCUGCGUAACGAGCAGGGACGCGAUUUGAUACGUUUUGUCAAGCAGUUUGCCGGUGAGAGUCCUCUGCUGCUCUGUGGUGACUUCAAUGCAGAGCCCAUUGAGCCCAUCUAUGCAACGAAGAGUUGCGAUCUGCUCAAAUUAGGCAGUGCCUAUGCGGACAUGAAGCUCGAAAAAGAGAGGGAAAGGGAGCGAGAGCAAGAACAGAUACCUAAGAGCCUGGAGGAUGUUAAUGAGUUCGUUUCGCAGUCAAUAAAACGCGAGCCGCCCUACACCACUUGGAAAAUACGCGAGGAUGGUGAGGAGUGUCAUACCAUUGACUAUGUUUUCUACACGUCCGACCAGCUGAAGAUCAAGAACUGCCUCGAGUUUCCAGCCGGCGAGCAGAUUGGCAAGAAUCGGACGCCCAGCUUUCAAUAUCCCUCGGAUCAUUUCUCGCUGGUCUGUGACUUUGAGCUAAUCGAUGAAUCCCAAAAAGAUAGCAAAAACAAUUCGCAUGGCACCAUACAGUAAAGCAACAGCAGCACAAAACAAACAAACAAACAAACAAACAUACUACACAAACAGCAAUUACAUAAUCAAUUGUGAUAUUAGUUCUUAGAUAUAUUUUAGCCUCUUGUAUAUGAAUGUUGCACACAGCAGAAACCAUUGCUAAACGAAAUUAAACAAAAAUUUCACCAAUAAGCGAA